AUGAGACAAGUUAAUAAUUGGCAUUCAAUUCCUGUAGAUCCACAGGAUUUCAAUUUGUUUUCGACUUUAAAUAGUGGUCAAGCUUUCCGCUGGAUUUUUAAUUCAACUCUGAAUGAAUGGCAUGGAGUAAUAAAUGGUCACUUAUGGAGAUUACGUCAAAUGGAGGAUUCUAACCCAGUUGAAUAUUAUUUUGAGAAAAAUUUGGGUAUAAAAUUAAACGAUGUUCCUUUUGAUUUACGUGAUUACUUUAGACUGGAUAUGAAUUUAUCUGAUCUUGUGAAGGAAUGGUCUUUGAAAGAUGAAUGGUUUGAGAAUCGUUUCUCUAAAAAUUGUCAAACGGAUACAGCUCGUGGUUUACGCUUAUUAAGACAAGAUCCAGAAGAAACAUUAUUCUCUUUCAUUACAUCAGCUAAUAAUAAUUUAACAAGAAUUACUAAAUUACUCUGUAAAUUGUGUAGUGAAUAUGGUAAUCCAUUGUACUUGGGAAAUGGUGAUCUAAGGCAUUGGACAUUUCCAUCACUUGAAAUACUUGCACAACCUGGAAUGCAGGAUAAUUUGAAAAAAAUUGGUUUUGGUUAUCGUUCCAAGUUUAUUACGCUUGCUGCCAACUGGCUUUUGAAAAAUGGAGGUCGAUCUCGUCUACUUGAACUUCGUUCCAUGUCCCAUUUUGAAGCUCAGGCAUUUCUGAUUCAAAUACCUGGAAUCGGGAAGAAGGUUGCAGAUUGUAUAUGUCUUAUGUCGUUAGAUAAAUUGAAUGUUGUCCCUAUCGAUGUUCAUAUGCAUCGUGUUGCACGUGAGAAAGGAAUUCCUGAAGCAUCAUGUGAAAAUAUGACUACAAAAUCAUAUGAUAUUAUCUCAAAGUCUCUUAGUGAUUUUUGGGGAAAUUAUUCUGGAUGGGCACAAACGAUUCUUUUCUAUACUCGUAUGAUGGAAUCGAAACCUAAUAAACAGUUGUACACUCAAAAUAUCAAAAACAAUAUUAACAUCCUUACGUGAGACUGAUUUGGAUCUCUAUUCACCGUAAAGUGAAGCACUAUAACUCCGAUAUAUCAAGAUCUCUCCUGGUUGUAGGUUUCUGUUUCCCCCAUUGUUAUUAUUACACUACCUUACACUAAUCUGUUCGUUGUUCUUUUUUUAAUGCUCCUUGCCUUUCAUUUUUUUCCUUCUUCUCUUCAAAUUCUCAUCGUUUUGUGUGGCGCAUAUGUAUUUGGUGCCCUCUUGUACCAAUAUUUAUGUGUUCAAAUAAAUAAGUAUACGUAUUAUUGUCAAAAAAUUGACCUUUGUGCAUCUAGUUACCAUGCGUCGGUUUCUAGUUGUCUCACUAAUUUUAGAGUAGAGCUGUGUGUUUCAGUAACUUUUUGAAUUAAUUAUGUUUCCUGGUCAACUUUAGUUUUAUUUCAGCCGAAUAGUGAACUGUAGCUAGUAUUGUUUGAAUAUGCUCUAAACCUUUUUCGUGCGCAGUCAGGUGAUAUAAAUCCAAAACUUCAUCAACUGAUGACAUUGUUUUUGCCUUGUUAUCUUUAUAAAAUAUAAGGAUAUCCUUCUACUUGACUCAUCAUAGAUAAUCGACACUUUGAAGAUAUCCUUAAUCAAGUAGAAGUAACUGUUCCUAUAUCGCUUUCAAUAGCCUGGUUUCACAUAUAUGCUCGUUGUCAAAAGGAAAUAGCGGAUUUAUUUGCCAUCCUUGUAUUACUCGUGUAACGUGAAAUUAGAUUCCUUUUUACAUCCCUAUAAAAUUAGGAAGAAAUAUUCCUUACUCUUGCUUUACAUGUUCAUGAAGAAAAAAAG
Messenger RNA from Schistosoma curassoni, 1788 nucleotides. The record is from the annotation of a GenBank genome assembly. Lineage: Eukaryota; Metazoa; Platyhelminthes; Trematoda; Strigeidida; Schistosomatidae.